Messenger RNA from Closterium sp. Naga37s-1, 2382 nucleotides. The record is from the annotation of a GenBank genome assembly. NCBI's taxonomy places the organism in Eukaryota, Viridiplantae, Streptophyta, Zygnematophyceae, Desmidiales, Closteriaceae.
AUGGUGCAGGCCCGCCCCAUUCUCCCGCUUUCCAUCACCCCGCCCCAUUCUCCCGCUUUCCAUCACCCCGCCCCAUUCUCUUGCUUUCCAUCACCCCGCCCCAUUCUCCAGCUUUUCCAUCACCCCGCCCUUUCUCUCGCUUUCCAUCAUCGCGCCCCAUUCUCCCGCUUUCCAUCAACCCGCCCCGUUCUCCUUCUUUCCAUCACCCCGCCCCAUUCUCCUUCUUUCCAUCACCCCGCCCCAUUCUCUCGCUUUCCAUCACCCCGCCCCAUUCUCCUGCUUUCCAUCACCCCGCCCCAUUCUCCUGCUUUCCAUCACCCCCCCUAUUCUCCCUCUUUCCAUCACCCCACCCCAUUCUCACUCUUUCCAUCACCCCACCCCAUUCUCCCGCUUUCCAUCACCCCGCCCCAAUCUCCCGCUUUCCAUCACCCCGCUCCAAUCUCCCGCUUUCCAUCACCCCGCCCCAUUCUCCCUCUUUCCAGCACCCCGUCCCAUUCUCCCGCUUUCGAGCACCCCGCCCCAUUCUCCCGAUUUCCAGCAACCCGCCCCAUUCUCCCGCUUUCCAGCACCCCGCCUCAUUCUCCCGCUUUCCGUCACACAGCCCUAUUCUCCCGCUUUCCAUCACCCUGCCCCAUCCUCUCGGUUUCCAUCACCCCGCCCCAUUCUCCCUCUUUCCAUUACCCCGCCCCAUUCUACCGCUUUCCAACACCCGCCCCAUUCUCCCGCUUUCCAUCAUCCCACCCCAUUCUCCCUCUUUCCAUCACCCCGCCCCAUUCUCCCUUUUUCCAGCACCCCGCCCCAUUCUCCCGCUUUCCAUCACCCCGCCCCAUUUCCGCUUUCCAGCACCCCGCCCCAUUCUCCCGCUUUCCAGCACAACACCCCAUUCUCCCGCUUUCCAUCACCCCGCCUGAUUCUUCCACUUUGCAUCACCCCGCCCCAUUCUCCUGCUUUCCAUCACCCCGCCCCAUCCUCCUGCUUUCGAUCACCCCGCCCCAUCCUCCCUCUUUCCAUCACCCCGCCCCAUUCUCCUGCUUUCCAGCCCCCGCCCCAUUCUCCCGCUUUCCAUCACCCCGCCCCAUUCUCCCGCUUUCCAUCACCCCGCCCCAUUCUCCCUCUUUCCAUCACCCCGCCCCAUUCUCCCUCUUUCUAUCACCCUGCCCCAUUCUCCCUCUUUCCAUCUCCCCGCCCCAUUCUCCCGCUUUCCAUCACCCCGCCCCAUUCUCCCUCUUUCCAUCACCCCUCCCCAUUCUCCCACUUUCCAUCACCCCGCCCCAUUCUCCCUCUUUCCAUAACCCCGCCCCAUUCUCCCUCUUUCGAUCACCCCGCCCCAUUCUCCCUCUUUACAUCACCCUGCCCCAUUCUCCCGCUUUGCAUAACCCCGCCCCAUUCUCCCGCUUUCCAGCACCCCGCCCCUUUCUCCCGCUUUCCAUCACCCCGCCCCAUUCUCCCGCUUUCCAUCACCCCGCCCCAUUCUCCCGCUUUCCAGCCACCCGCCCCAGUCUCCCGCUUUCCAUCACCCCGCCCCAUUCUCCCGCUUUCCAGCACCCGCCCCAUUCUCCUGCUUUCCAUCACCCCGCCCGAUUCUCCCGCUUUCCAUCACCCCGCCCCAAUCUCCAGCUUUCCAUCACCCCGCUCCAUUCUCCCUCUUUCCAUCACCCCGCCCCAUUCUCCCUCUUUCCAGCACCCCGCCCCAUUCUCCCGCUUUCCAUCACCCUGAACCAUUCUCCCGCUUUCCAGCACCCCGCCCCAUUCUCCCGCUUUCCAUCACCCCGCCCGAUUCUUCCGCUUUCCAUCACCCCGCCCCAUUCUCCCGCUUUCCAUCACCCCGCCCCAUCCUCCCGCUUUCCAUCACCCCGCCCCAUUCUCCCUCUUUCCAUCACCCCGCCCCAUUCUCCUGCUUUCCAUCACCUUCCCCAUUCUCCCGCUUUCCAUCACCCCGCCCCAUUCUCCCCCUUUCCAUCAGCCCGCCCCAUUCUCCCUCUUUCCAUCACCCCGCCCCAUACUCCCUCUUUCUAUCACCCUGCCCCAUUCUCCCUCUUUCCAUCACCCCGCCCCAUUCUCCUGUUUUCCAUCACCCCGCCCUAUUCUCCCUCUUUCCAUCACCCCACCCCAUUCUCCCUCUUUCCAUCACCCCGCCCGAUUCUCCAGCUUUCCAUCACCCCGCCCCAAUCUCCCGCUUUCCAUCACCCCGCUCCAUUCUCCCUCUUUCCAUCACCCCGCCCCAUUCUCCCUCUUUCAAUCACCCCGCCCCAUUCUCCCUCUUUCCAUAACCCCGCCCCAUUCUCCCGCUUUCCAUCACCCCGCCCCAUUCUCCCGCUUUCCAUCACCCCGCCCCAUUCUCCCUCUUUCCACCACCCCGCCCCAUUCUCCCUCUUUCCAUAA